CCAGGUGAACAAGUGAGAAAGAAACAGCAAAAGAGAGCGAUCGAGAGUGUGAGAUAAAGAGAGAGCUACAUAUAUCCCAGAGACUAUUCAGUUCCGUUGUUGUUGAGUUAAGCGUUAAGCCAGUGUACAAUGUGCGGACAGGGCCGACUAUUGAGAGCGAUGGAGGUGGCCAGCGUGGUGCUGGUGCUGCUGGGACUGCUGCUGGCCGGUGCGGGAGUCAGCGAGGGGCGCCCCAUGGACCUGUACGAUGAUGUGAGCGACUUCUUCGAUGCCAUUUCCUUGGACGAUGUCGCCAACACGGGCCGCAACACGCAUCCGGAGCAGUUCUGCCUAAUGCCGGCCCGCAAGGGCGUCUGUCGUGCCCUCAUACCGCGCUGGCGCUACGAUCCUGAGCAGAAAAAGUGCGUGGAGUUCAAGUUCGGUGGCUGCGAUGGCAACGAGAACAAUUUCUCCAGCUACAAGGACUGCAUGUCCACCUGCGAGGGCAUGUAGUGAUCACCAGGAUCUGGAGCUACUGCUGAUCGGCCGUUUCUGGCCGAUGUGUUGCCAAAGGCGACUGCUUUUCUUUCGAGCUCUGCAAAGUAGCGAACCAAAGGCAGCAUUUACUUUAACCCACACACACACACACACACCCAUCAUAAUCUAAUCGAUCAACUCUUCUCUACUAUGUAAUAUUUAUAUAAUUAGUUUCUGUCAUUGAUCCAUUUAUUUUGUACUUGCGGCUAGGCGGUGUACAACACCACCGAUCCGAUCCACCUAGAGCUUAAGUUAUUGUGAUAAAACAAAUCAAAUUGAUUCAUCAUGAAAUAAAGAAGUU
Messenger RNA from Drosophila guanche, 817 nucleotides. RefSeq names its product kunitz-type serine protease inhibitor nigrescinin-6. Gene Ontology annotation, molecular function: serine-type endopeptidase inhibitor activity. Lineage: Eukaryota; Metazoa; Arthropoda; Insecta; Diptera; Drosophilidae. Bases 130 to 492 code for a protein of 120 amino acids. The record is from RefSeq and is a predicted model, not a curated record. The transcript has a single exon.